Benincasa hispida (wax gourd) is the source of this 1083-nucleotide messenger RNA. RefSeq names its product DNA ligase-like protein. The record is from RefSeq and is a predicted model, not a curated record. NCBI's taxonomy places the organism in Eukaryota, Viridiplantae, Streptophyta, Magnoliopsida, Cucurbitales, Cucurbitaceae.
ACCAACAUAUCAAAAUUGUGAGUAUCCACGUGGACACGAAUGAUUAGCGCUACUGGCGCGCCAAAUGCCAUCACGAUUCAGCGGGACAUUUACAGGUCUUGGUAAUUCAAAAUUUCAAACGCUUCGAAACAGAACGGUUCUCCAUCUUCAAUUCUAAAGUUUUCUUCAACCUCGAUCCACAUGGGGAACAUGAAAACUCCUACUACUAAAGCAAGAGUCAGGAAGCGAGUCUCCGACACCGAUCUCACAAGCUCCGAUCAAAGAAAGCGAACCAACGAUGAUCUCGACCUCGAUCUCGACCUUUCCGACGAUCUCAAAGGAAUAGUGUCGGCGCUGAAUCAGAUCAAAGAGAGAGCUCAUAAGGACGACCAGAAGAAGAAUGAAGAGACGAUCUCGAGUGUAGCGACUGAGAUGAGAACAAUGAUUGAGCAAGUGAAAUCUAAACUUGAGAAGGACAGGCAAAAUUUUGCAAAAGCUCUAUCGAAAAGCUCAAAAGAGUGUGAAAACUGUUUGAAGGAUGAAACUGCUAAAUUCCGAGCACUUUACGAGAAAUUCACAAAAGAGAAAGCUACACAUCUCCAAGCCAUAAAAGAUACCAUUUCCAAAUUUGAAGAGGAGAAAGAAAGGCUAUUUGUAAAAUAUGAACAACUGAGAAAGAGAGAAAGGAGCUUGAUAUCUGAACAAGAGAAAGCUUGUGCUGAAAAGAUUGCUCAGUUGGAGGAGUCUUUGAAAAGGAAAAAGCAGGAUGAUAAGACUUUCAGUCUUUUGCGGAAGACUCUUGGUUCAUUUCUUGAAACUGGUUCAGAUGAGGACUUCCCAGCUGAUGAUUGAAGGUAGGGAUUGAAAAACAUUCAAUAAUGAAUACUCUGCAUCACUCCCUUUAGCACUCGUCUGCUCUUAUCUUUCGCAAACAAUUUGAUGCAAUUAUCUAGUCUACAUUCUCGUACAGACGUAUUUCUCUUUGAGGAUCAGUAGUUCUCUUAAUAGUCUGGAUUGUAAAUUGAAAUACUAAAUUGAGUCAUAAGGGUCGUUUCCUUAUCUUUAAUUGUUGGCCUUAUGGCGGUAGCCCCUUUGCCUCUUUAA